Molecule: messenger RNA, 949 nt
Organism: Cimex lectularius (bed bug)
Lineage: Eukaryota; Metazoa; Arthropoda; Insecta; Hemiptera; Cimicidae
Product: EEF1A lysine methyltransferase 1
Exons: 5
Coding region: 217-867 (216 amino acids)
Biological process (GO): methylation
Molecular function (GO): protein-lysine N-methyltransferase activity; nucleic acid binding
Source: RefSeq, a predicted model, not a curated record
CAAACUAUAAACAUUGUAGCUAGAAGUCCAUGCCUGAAGUACCACGAGUGAACCUUUUUUUUAAAUUUUGAGUUUGUUUUUAUUAAUUUUUCAAAGAGAUUUAUUUUAAUAAGGUACUUUUGUAAGAGUUGGUGCUGACAUUCAGCCAGGAUCAUGGAAGAAAGAGAAAACGGGGCAGAAUAAUCUUGUUUUAAGGAAUAUGGCAGGUAACUAGACAUGGACGAAUCUGAUGAUGAUGUCACCGUACUUUCUGCAGAAGCUGCCGCUGCGCUUCGGGAGUUUUACAUGGAACAGGAAAUAAUGAGAAAUUCUUAUUGUGACUUAGAAGAGUCAGUCGUUGAAGAAAGCUCGCCUUUUAAAGAAGAUUGGCAACUCAGCCAGUUUUGGUACGAUGAUAAAACUGUAAAAACGAUAUGUGAUGAAAUCUGCAGAGUUUGCCCUGCAGGAUCCAAAGUGGCGUUAAUAUCGGCGCCAACUUUGUAUAAAAGCCUGAAAAAAAUGAGCGAAAAUUCUAUCGAAGUGAAAUUAUUCGAAUACGACUCGAGAUUCUCAGCGUACGGAUCGGAUUUCCAUUUUUACGACUACAAGUCGCCGUUAGACCUUCCGACUAAUUUUUCCGCCUAUUUCGAUUUGGUAGUCGCCGAUCCUCCAUUCCUUUCGGAAGAGUGUCUUACUAAAACAGCUGUGACAAUCAAAUUCCUCGCAAAAUCAAAAAUAAUUCUAUGCACAGGUGAAAUCAUGGAAGACUUAGCAAAAAGAUUACUGCAAGUAAAGAAAACACCGUUCAGCCCGGAGCACAGACACAAAUUAGGAAAUACAUUUGCAUGUUUUACAAAUUACAAUGAUAAAUUUGUAGAAUAUGAAUAAUUUUUUUAAAAUAUUGUUUAACAUUUUUACAUUUCAUUGUUGUCGAUAGUUUAGAAAAAUUGUAAAAUAAACACAAGAUGUA